Molecule: messenger RNA, 4339 nt
Organism: Triplophysa rosa
Lineage: Eukaryota; Metazoa; Chordata; Actinopteri; Cypriniformes; Nemacheilidae
Gene: cmtm4
Product: CKLF-like MARVEL transmembrane domain containing 4
Exons: 4
Coding region: 758-1384 (208 amino acids)
Cellular component (GO): membrane
Source: RefSeq, a predicted model, not a curated record
UAAUUAAAGUUUUUAUGUUUCAACGAAAAGUCGAGGCUCAAACCCGAGCAAACCUGCGUAGUUCGUCACAGGCGAGACAAACCUGCGACACGAGCGCGCGCACACAGAAGCUGAUCAAAACCUUGCGAGAUUCCUACCUAGACAUUUUGCCCUUUACAUGGGCGCUCUGAGUUAGAAGACACCUAAAAUUCCUCCCUAGGUAGGUUGCACACUAGGUUUAGAAACCUCCACGCGAAAUACCGUUUCUCGCCUCGCACUUCAGUCAUAACCUAUCGUAAUCUUCGCCUGCAUAAUAGAGGAUAAGCGCCAGACUCCAUGGCCGAUUGUUUUUGUGCCUUUAUUUCUCCGACAGCAAUCUAAACGAGUUUAUAUUAAAUCCUCUUUCCUCACAAGAAUGUAGUUGGGAGGGCGGAGACUCGCAUCCCCAUCCGAAAACUGAAAUAUUGACAAUGCCAUGAGAAAAGUCGCGAUCAUUCGGGUUCGUUCGGCUCUGAUCAUAACAGGAUCCGAAUACAGAGUCGGGUUUGAGAUCAUGGAGAUGUGGAUAUAGCCGGGAUCUUUAGGUCAUACUCACCGCAGGAGUUCAUUGCGGUGUUGACGGUGGUCGUUUUGUGACGAGGCUUGUUCUUUGUUAAAACAUUGUGACUUGUGAAAUCUGCCCGGUUGUAUUCAGAAGUUAGACAACCAGCGGACCCUUGUAAAUUGUUCUCCGAUCUCGUAUCUGAGUGGGACGUGGCUAUAAGAAUUGGAGUUCAGCAUGAGGAAUAACGAGGACGCUGAGGGGUUUGAUGGCGAGGCCUCCAACACUUCCAUGAUUUCAGGAGCCAAUAGCCCGUAUCAGCCGACCACCGAGCCCGUGCACUCCAGAAACGUGUUCAGGGGCAUCAGGUGUGACCUGGAGUAUCUCAAAUCUCAUUUCGGUAUUUUGAAAGUAAUCGAAGUGGUCUUGGCUCUUAUCUCCUUCAUCUGCAUCGAGACCAUUAUGAUGUGCUCGCCCUGUGCCGGCGUAUACCUCUUCGAGUUUGUUAGCUGCAGUGCCUUCGUUGUCACGGGCGUCUUGCUCCUCAUAUUCAGCCUAAAUCUGCAUAUCAAAGUGCCACAUGUCAACUGGAGUCUGACGGAUCUGAUCAACACUGCCACCAGUACCUUGUUCUUCUUUCUGGCUUCAGUGGUUUUGGCAGCUCUCAACCAUAAAACUGGAGCAGAGAUUGCAGCUGUGAUCUUUGGUUUUCUGGUGAUGGGAGUUUAUGGUCUGAAUACAUAUUUGGCCGUGCGGAGGUGGCGUCUCGGGGACUCACGUGAUGGACCCCUGCAGACCAGCGAGUACAUACGUGCCCGCACCGCCUCACGGGGAGAGGUGGAGUCACGGCCGGAGCUACAGUAAAAGCCACUGGCGGACCAAUAGAGACUACACGGUUCACAUUCCUGAUGCGGUAGUUUCCUUCACUUAUGGUGGGAAGCUGAUGGCUGGGAUAUUAUGACAUACAGUAGAAACAAAUGGACGAACUUUGCCUAGAGUGGAACACAUCUCUAGUGUCGUCAUUCUCAUGAUCAACCCCAGGCCAUCAUCAGUUGACUGUGUAUGUAAAUACAGUUUUUCCAUUAAUUAAGGGCUUUGCCUUGAGGGAUGAUCUGGAUUGUUAUUGACAUAAAUUCACUCCAAAGUGCUCCCGACAGGAAAGCUCAAAACUCUUAUGUUAUGUCUAAACUAGGGGUUGAGCGACUAUUAUGUGAUAAAAGUCACGUCGACUAGUCGAUGACGUCAUUAAUAGCUAGGAAAUGUUUUGCAACAAGAUUUGAUGGGUGUGGGCAGUAAGACACUAGUGUGUGCGGGCUGCGGAAGAAUGGCGGGACUCCCUCAAAAUAGCCUCUAUAGUAUCUAAAAUCCAAAUAAACUGUUGUUCAUCUAUUGCACAAGAACAACAACUAAAUAAAACUAUUUUAAAGCGCGAGGUCGGUGGUACCGUGGCUAGGGGCCGAUCACAUAGAAAGCGUUUAUUGCUGUUAAACUGAGCUGACACUACGGGACUGUGAGACAACUUGAAUUGCUAUGGCGCUUACACUACACAACAAAGUUCCUUCUCAUUUGUCGUCUUGUCAUAGCUGCGCGCAUACUACACAACACACCGCUGACGAGGUUCACACACCACAAAACAUUGGGUGAAGAGGCGGUCCCGACCAUCAGCGAAAAUACGUUUAAUUUCAUCUUCUUUCUUCCGUUUAUAUCAUCUGCACUGUGAUUGGCUGGAUUAGUUCCACGUGGUCGUUUAAUCGCGCACACAACGAGAUCACUAGGCGAUAAUAGCAAACAGGUUUGAAAAUAUCGUAGCGUCUGGGAUAGCUCGAGACAGGUCCAGAUCACGUUGCACACCUGCUUAUACUUAACGAGCUUCUGCGACCGAAACGAGCAAUGAUUUGGUCGCGAUCUGAAUGUUUUGUCGCAGACCUUGGAAAUCUGUCGCGACAGCAAAAUCCAGCCAAAAGUCACGUAGUGUGAGCUUGCCAUUAAAGGUACACUAGUGUCAAAAAAAUCACAUGACCCGCGACCAGUCGACAUCAAGCUUUAAAUGUCACGCCAGAGCAUUAAUGUCCACUAGUUCGUGCAACCCCUAGUCUAAACCAGAACCAGCUGGUUUUAAUAACGGCCGCAAUAUGCCUGACAAAGGCUGUCAGACACAGUACGAAAACACUCCUUUUUAGCUCGAUUCCCAACACAGCUGUGUGUAUGAUGUGUCAUAUGAAAGAUCAAAAAACUUUCUUUUCCGACUCAUGAUUAUUGGUUAUUUCUGAUUGAAGUGGAAUAAGAAUGGGUGGGCUUUUCUUACUUAAUGAAGUGUUUUAUGGUAUACAGUAUAAAUUGUGUUAUUUUCCGUUAUCAAACACAUCAGAAAACAAUGGAUUUGCAUUAUACUGUUUUCUCUGUACAGAGCAGGUCACUAGAAGCCAGUAAUUAUUUUACUGCUAUUUUUGUACCAAACAUAGCCUAUUUCACCUCAGUAUUGUGACCCUGCAUUAACAACUUUCAGAUGACAGCACAACAGUAGUGUGUGCUUUGGUGAAUGCAAGUGAUGGGGGAUCUGGGUGUGUAUUUUAUGACUCGUUAAAACCUUUUAAAAAUGUUUAGAUACUAAUCUUUAGGUAUUGCAACUUUUUGAUAUUUUGCAGAAACUAAAAUGUGUGUGAUUGUUUUUGUGGCUGUUUGUAAGGAUUUCUUUACUGCGUUCUGUAUAUAUUGGUUUAACUGGAUAGAGUUUUUGAAGGUGUAUAUAUUCAUAAUCAGAGUGUGUGAUAUGACAUUAAUGAAGGUUUCCAUGUUUUUAUGAAUUCUUAUUACUCAUAAAAUUAAUUAAUAGACUUUAUAGACUAUUAAUAGACUGGUUUAAGGAACGAGUGUACUGUGUAUGCGGUAUACGAUAGCAUCAGCUAAACUGUGUAUUUUCUCAUUGUGCCUUAAUCAAAGGCUUGACUUGUCAAAACUCUCAAACUUCUAGGGCCUCGUAUAUAAAACAUUGCAUAGAUUUCGUCCUUAUAUGUGAAUUUUGUGCAUACAUGUUUAUACAUUAGGCCCCUGAACAAAAUUUACCGAAUUAAUGUUUUCAAAGAACAUUUUUACCUAGGCCAAAUGAAGUACACUAUUUCUGAUGUAUAACAAAAAGAAGGUUCCUCGUGUUAUUUGUUUAUAUUCAUACUCUUGUGUCUUACUUUCUGAAGUUUUACAUUUGAGGCACUUUGACCAACGUUGAGAUGACAUUGCAUCCCAACAUCAUUACAUCAUUUUGAUUUUAUGUUGACAUUAAUAGCAGGUUUGAAAUACAAUCAAAGAAUGAUUAAUGUUUUAAUGAAGGACCCAUCAAAGUACUGAAGUCUGUUUAUUUUUCCCGUAUUGAAAGCAAUACUACUGUAUGUGCUUAUGCUUUGUAAUAAUGUGUAAAAGCUUUUACUGUGCUUUGAUAAUAUAUGCUAAACUUCUCUUUUGAGGAUUUUAGUAUCAGAAUAAUUCCUGAUUUUGAUCAUGUUGUUUGGUCUGUGCAUUUUCAUCUUACAAAUCAUGACUCAUUUUUACAUACUGACAAUUUGAAGGAUUUUGAUAAAGAUUGUAUCGGCUUUCUGAUUGAAACUUAUGAUUAUUUUGAUAUUUGCAGAUUUUUCCUUUAAUAAUAAGCAAUGUUUUACUCCAUGUGUGUGAUAUAAAUUUGUAUUUUUGUAUUUAUAGAGUUGUGCAUAUAGGUACUAAAUGCUAAUUGAUUGAUAUUUGUCAAAAUAUUUGUGAUGGCAAUCAUUUCCUCCAAUAAAUGGAUUUGGAUUGAUCAAUGAAUGUUAAUCAAUGAAUUAAAAAUCU